GGCGAGUUGCCGUGUAUCGGGGGUCGCUGUAAUGGAUUUGAUGCGGUUGAUCAAAUUGCUUUUAAAAAAAACGUAUAUCUUUUGUGAAAUACUGUGAAACAAAUUGAAUCAAAGUGGAAGUUUGGGAAUAUUUUAGCGUGAAACAAUUGUAGAAAGUUUACUUUGAUUCGGUGUGAAGUGAACCAUGGAAUUUUUGUAGAGGUUAGUUUCCGAUUUAACUGGCACGAUGGUUUCUUCUACGAGCGGGUGAUUAAAUCAAUGGGUCGAAAAGUUUUGCAUUGAGUUUGAUAGAAAGACAAAAGUGCAUUUUAACAAAAGAAUAAAUGCGAAGUAGGUCAGAAGCAAGUUAAGGAAAUUUGUGGGAAGCAAUAUAGCUGUAUUGAUUCUCCAUCAAGAUCGUCGAAAUUACGAGGUCGUUAGAGAAGGUAUGUUCGCAUAAAGAUCUCGGACAAAGUUUAUCGUUGCUGGUGGAGGAUUGACAGCCUCCGGCAGGGCAAGUCUCGAGGCGAAGGAUCUCGAGGAAGUGGAGGAGUGAACCAGGUGCGAGCUACCAGGAGAGCCUGGCACCUGGCUGUUUAGUGGCUGUUGAUAAAGGGGGGGUGACGGGUAACAGCACCUAAGGGCGGGUGGGGGGAUGCAGCUCGAAAGGGUGGCGGCAUGGAGGAGCCCUCGCUGGAGGCUCUCAUGCAGGCGGGCCUCAUCUUCGUGGUCAGUGUCGCCAUCAUCCUCUCGAAUCUCCUCAUCAUCGCCACCUACCUUAAUUUCCGUGGUCCCUCCGAGGUGAUAAACUACUACUUGCUGUCUCUCGCGUCGGCGGACCUUCUUUGUGGUCUGCUGGUGGUUCCGCUUUCGGUGUAUCCGGCGCUGGUACGAAGAUGGGUCUACGGGGACAUCGUGUGUCGUCUCGUUGGCUAUUUGGAAGUUACUCUCUGGGCGGUAUCCGUUUACACCUUCAUGUGGAUCUCCGUCGAUCGAUAUUUGGCUAUCAGGAAACCAUUGCGUUACGAGACCGUGCAGACGAAGACCCGAUGCCAGUGCUGGAUGGUCUUCACGUGGAUCAGCGUGGCGAUGAUGUGCUGCCCGCCCCUCCUAGGUUUCCAAAAGCCGAUUUUCGACCGGGAGGCGUUCAUCUGCAUGCUCGACUGGGGCAACAUGGCUGCUUACACCAUCACACUGUCGAUCCUCGUGCUAGGCCCAUCGGUCAUCACCAUCGUCUACACCUACUGCUACAUCUUCACUAUGAUGAGGCGGCUAAGAUCCGGCGUACUGAUACACGACAAGGAGUACGCGACCGCGCUCUCGGAAAACCUGAGUAAUCCGAGUCACAUCAUGUCCUUUGUCCUGGUGAUGGCUUUCUGGGUGUCCUGGGCACCGUAUGCCGGUCUCCGGAUAUACGCUGUGGUUAAUGGACCGCCGCAGGUACCGUUUCUUCAUUUCGCGGUAGUAUGGCUGGGAGUGACGAACAGUUUCUGGAAGGCGGUAGUCCUCGGAACCCUGAGCCCGCAGUUUCGAUUGGCGGCUCGCGUGCUCUGUCUGACGUUGUGCUGCCGGCAUAGACGACUUCCGCCCGAGCUGCUCGGCCUCGACGACGACGAUUAAACGCCAAACGCCUACGAGAACAAGAGGGGAAACGCUUUCCUUUUGCGCGCGAGCGUUUUACAACACGCGCCUCAUUCCUAGAGCAUCGCUUUUCAUCUCACGGUAUUCGAGAUCGUUUCUUGCAUCCGCCACCGUUCUCUCGGAGUCUUCUUCGAGGGCUGAGACUGAGAUUCUUUGUUCCGAAAGGUGCUACCACGACGUCCAUGACAAACAAACGAUCGAUGCAGUAGGAUUUCCAAAAUGUGGGGUAAAUUUUAGGAAAAUUAUUUAUAAAAUAGGAAUUCUUGUCGACGAAUUGUUCGAUAAACGAACGAUCGAAGAUUAAAGAAAGGAAUUCCUUUUUUCUUUUUUUGACCGUUGCCAUUUGAAAACUUCAUCUUCACUCUAUCUUCAAUACAUCUAUUAUAUAUCUAUAGAUUGAUGCAUAUAAAAUAUCGUUUUUUUUCUUUUUUAUUUUUAUGUCGAAUUUUAUAUCGAAUAGAAUAAUCAGAUAACUGGCAGAAUUUUAAUUUCGCUUUAUUUCCAAAAUAAUUUGUAAAAUGUCAGUUCUAAUAAUUAUGCAAAAGCGUACAAGUUGUUCUAAAAUAACUUAUUAAUUGAAACGAUUAUCUGAUAAAAAUAGAGGGUAAUAAAUAAUUUGUAAAAAUAUUUCCUUCAAAUAUUUCUAUAUAUAUUUCCAGUUUUUUGUUUUAAAUUUAAAUACAAUGAUAAAAAAGAAAUUAAUAUAUUACUCUGAAGAAGUGAUAUUUCAUAUAUAAGCAUCAAUUUAAUAUUUAUCAUUUCAAUUGAAACUGUUAUCAUUCUCACUAAAUGGAAAACGAAUUUUCAGCUAAGCAUGAUUUCAGCCAAGUAUAAUAAAAUAAAUUUCUCUCUAAAAUGAAUGAACAGUCAGACACCAUAAUAAUAAUAAACUUCGAAAAAACUAAAGAUUUUUAUCAACGGAAUUAUCUUUUAUCAUUAAACGUGUUCGAUUCAAUCCGAAUUGUACAUUGACGCGUGUUAAUAAAAAAUCUAAUAAAAAGAGAAAAGAAAUUAAGAAACCGGACAGAAAAGAGAAUUAAAAAGAAUAGAUUUAUCGUUUCUUCAAACUAUUCAUAUCACCUAUAAAGAAAUCGCGUAAUUUUUUUUAUACAAUUUCAAUUUAAAUAAUCAAUUAUACGUAUAUUUAUAUACAAGCGUUUAUUAUUAAAAAAAAUUACUUUAAUUCGAUAAAACGCGAAGAAAGAAGCAUGAAGUACAGUUCAAAGAAAUCGAAGCUCAGCUUGACGAAGAUUCUCGAUAGGAACACCAUCUUCGUUAGCGAAUACGUCGAUCUAAUUCCCUUUCGACGACGUUUUCACUCGACAUGAAUCGCUAUAAUUGAUUAAAUCGCGGCGACGCUCUGUUUAUUUCCCUUUUUUUUUUGCUUUUUCUUCUUUUUUCGCGAAACGCUCUCGAGAGAAAAAUCGACGAAACGCGGAGAGCUCGCGCGUUCCUCUCCUCUCCGUCGUUUCGUGAGAGCGUUCCCGACGGAAAUUGAUCGUUGCCUACAUUAAAUGUAUCUACGUGGUAAGAUCAAGCUCAAAACAAAUAUCUUAGCCAGUCGAGAUAAAAAAAAAAAAAGAAAGAAAAAGAAAAAAAAGUAACGUAUAAAUAUAUAAUCGGGGGACGAACGAUUUGCUUGCGAUCACGUUAAUGUGAUUACAUGGAUAUCGAUCGAAAAAAAAGGUGUAUGAAAGAAGAAUGAUAAAAACAGGACGCAAAAAUAAUAAGAGAAUACUAGGUCAAUUAACGGAGAUGCCUCUACGGAAUGCGACGCCGCGUCUAUCUGCGCGCCAGUAGAAUGCCCAAUGUGAAACUGAGAACUCGAGGAUGGGGUUCCGAUCGCCAUGGUUAUACGCUUUUUUUUUUAAUAACGCGCUUCCUCCUCUACUCGGCCACUCGAUCGGAAUUCUUUCCGCUCUCUCUCUUUCUAAUUUUUAAUCAACAACGAGUGACAGGUUUAUUUUGUCUAUUUCUUUAUUCUAACUUUUUUAACUUUUUGUUUGAGGAAUAAUGAUAUUGUGAAUAAAAUAAUGAUAUUGUGAAUAGAAUUGCUUGUACAUUUAUGAAAAUUUAUAUUUGAUUGGAAAUGUAUAAUGUUUUUAGUAUGCAAAGUAUUUGGAUUAUAGGAUCAUUCAAUGAAUGAAAGAAAUCUUUAAUCUAUUUAAAUUUCAUUUAUUUAAUUAUAUUUAUAAAAAUCCAUAGUCUGCUUCUUAGAAUUUUUGAAAAGUUAAAUAAUAUUUUUCAUAAUUAUUGUUUUUUUUUAAAUUUUAUUUAUAACACAUUAGUUAUAACAUAUUAGUUCUUUAGAAAAAAAGGAAAAAUUGAAAGAUAGUUACUUCUACAAAGAUAAAAGAUAUUUAAAUAUUUAAUAUUUAAUAUUUGAUUUAGAUUGCUUAAGAUUAUAAGCAAUUAAUUUUCUCUAAUUAUUUUCCUUAUUCAUCAAAAAAAUUCACAUUUUUUUUUUAUUAAUAUUAAUCCUAAUAUUCUUUUGUACAACAAACAGUUUAAAUAAAUUUAUUGAAUUUUUCUUUUAUAAAUUUGUAUAUAAGUGAAUAUUUCUAUAAUUUUAUAAUGUUUUUCAACAAUUUUUCUUUUAAUAAAAUUACCUCUAUUUAAGAGAGAGUAAUUUCUCUCUAUUAAAAGAAAAACUAUGAAUCGAAAACAUUUUAUAAUUUAAUUCUAGAUAUGCUUCUAAAAAAAAAAAAAUUUAUAAAUAUAAGAUUCUAUAUAUUGUUAAAUAUUAAAGUUAGAUACAAAUAAAAAAUUUUUAUCAUAUAAGAUCAAAUUCUAAUCAAAAUAAUUAUUAAACUUUCACCAUUAUUGUGUCAAGAAACAUCGACCGAUAACGAUAAAAGCUAAUUGAAUAAAGAUUAAUUGAAUAAAAAAGUACAAAUUCAUUUAAGAACUGCUUUCGACAUUUAUUGUCAUUAACUAUUUUGAGAGUGAAAGUCACUAUCGGACAAUCACUUCCAAUGCAGUGUCCAUUUACGAAAAAUAUUUUCGAGAGUUUUACUCUCAAAUGUAUUCGCACUCUAAGAAAUUAUGAAAGAGCCAUAGAUGAAAAAAAUAAUAAAUUUCGUUGUAAAUUUACUGGACGAAGGAUCGCUGAUAAAGUCGAAUCACUUCGUGAUACUCUAUUAUUCCAUAAAUUUUCUCUCGAAACUUCGUAUCGUAUUCGAGAUAGGAAUUUAAUUUAAAGAUCUUCUUAUUCGAGUUUUUAUUCAAAUCGACAAGAAACGCGAUAUAAAACGGGCAAAAACUUGGAGAAAACAUUUUCCGUGGGUGGAGAGAAAGCAACGGCUAUUAAUAAAACGUACGGUUCAUUUAUAAACCGGACCGUUUCUGUAGCAAAUAAACUCAGCUGUUCAAGUAGCGCAGUUACGAAUGUUGCAUGGCUAACGCUUUUAUGUAACGAAACUCUGCAUGACGUUUCCGUGACGGAGAUAUUUAUGCCUUGCUCUAAACGUUGUACGCAUUCUAUGUAAUUGUCGAUGAAAAGAUGCGUGUAAUUAAGUGUUCCGUUGGGGAAAAUGUCGGUGAUUCUGUGACAGCUUCAGUGAAAUCAAGUUGUAUUAUAUGAAAUGAAGGAUUCGUUACAAUAACGACUCAUGUUGAUUUUUGUUUUUUUUCUUUUUUCUGUUCAAAAGAACAAAUGAUUAAAUUAAACUUUAAUAACUUUAAUUUUUGUUCAAAAGAUAUAAAAUUAUAUAUUAUUUCACAAUUUUUUAGCGAUAUUAAUUUUAAAAAUGAAAUGAAAAAUAUAUAAAAUUGAAAUGAAUAUUUUUUAAAAAUAAUAUUUCAAUGGUAAGUAUACUUUAAUUAAUAAAUUCCCCUUUGAUAAAAAGUAGAAAUUUAUUUAAAUUGAAAAAGACAAAUAUUUUAUAUAUUACGGCUUAAUAAAUGUAACUAUUUGAUGGAUUAAAUAAUUGGGAAAAAAUAUAAUAAAUUGAUAUAGUCUGGGAAAAAUUGAUAUAGGAUACUUGCUUAAAAAUAAAUAGAAUAAUUUAUCUUAACUAUUUAUGAGAGAUAAAUACUUAUGCUGUUAUUUAAUUACAUUUAUCUGAAAUAAAUAAUAAAAUAGAUCUAGAAAUUUGAAACACUUGUAAAAAAUAAUGUGUCACGUGAAAGUUAAACUCUUUCAUCGAUUUGUGUAUACGUUGUUCUCAAGGUUUAGAACGUUCUCAGAAGCAGACAUAAUAUUGAUUGAAAUAUAGGUUUUUGUUACGCAUUUGAUUGUACGACGAAAAAGAAAAAGAAUUGUGUGUUGAGCCAGAUAUUUACAUAUCGUAUAUUAAGUACGAAAUAAUCUAAAUUUUUUAUAGAAAUUUUUCGCAGAAAACAAAUUAUCUUAAAUAAUAUUUAAUAUUUUAUACAUGUACAACACGAUCAAAUCUUAGAAUACUUCUACAAUUGUACAUAUAUUAUUAUUUUUGAAAAUUUAAAUUAAUUGAAAAUAAAUUCUAUCCUGUUUUUUGUAAAAUAUUACUUUAAAAUAAUUCUAAUAAUACAAACAACUUUUGAUUCCUCGAACAACGAAAAAAAAUAUUUAAAAAAUGAUUUUUUGAUAAUAGAAAAAUUUGAAAAAAGUUUCAUUUAGUUAAGAAAGAAAAGAAAAAUGAAGAAAAAGAGAGAGAGAGAGAGAGAGAGAGAGAGAGAGAGAGAGAGAGAGAGAAGGAUGGAGGAAAAAAGAGAAAGAAAAGUUCAGGAAAAUAUUGUUCCCGUUACGCUCCAAAAUGCAAUGCUCAUACGCAAGCAGAUGAGCGAGAUCCUGAGAUUUCUUGGAUGAUGAACAUUAACCCUUUAAAAAGAAAUCCAAUACGCAAAUCGGUGUCUAGAAAGUCUCAGCUUCUACUCUAUUUUUUACUCUAGACUUCGUGUUUUAUUAAACUAUAAGGCUCUUCUGAUAAAAUAAAAAGGACUACGAAUACCAUUAGAUGCGCGACGGUAAAUUUAUCGUGCCAUUUUGAUAUACCAAGCUAUUAAAUUAAAGGGUUAAGGUGCCCGGAGGUGCUCUGAAAACGCUGAUAUUAAGAAACGUCGAAACAUUUUCUCGAUAAUUUAUACGAAAUGCGAAAUAUCACGAUAGCGGCCAUUAUUCAAUGGAAAAAUAAAUGGAUUUAAAAUAACGAGGGAACGGAUUUUGUCGAUGUUUUGUGAUGUUACGAUGUUUUAACUAUAGAACUGAAUCAAAAAAAAGUUUUUUGACUAUGUUAUAGUUGAAGCAUUAGCUAUGUAAAACAAUACCCCGACUAAAAAAAGAAAAAGCAAAAAAAUAAAAUCUUUAUUGAUUGACGACUUGUUAUUAAACAAUUGUUUGGCAGAUUUUAACGACAGUUGUACGAUUUUUAUCGUAUUAAUAAUUUGCUACGAACGAACAACAUGUCGUGCGAAUUGUUUGCCAAUGCGACGAGCCAUGGUAUCGAUAUUUACAAUUUUCUUGUGUACAUGAAACAUUUCUUUUUUUUAAUAUUAAUGACGAGAUACAAUUUAAUAAAUAAUACUCGUCAAAUUCAAUCUUUGGAGAAACGAAACUUCGAUAUUUUUUCUUUUCUUAUCGAGAAAAAUAAUAUUUAAUUUGAAUAAUUUAAAGACAUAAUUAGAAAAUAUCAUUGUUCGUCGUAUCGUCCAAUAAUUCCAAUAUCUGUUUUCUAUAUUUUUUCAUCUGUAUAUUAAUACUCUCUAUAAACAAUGUCCUAAAUAAUAAAAAUUUCGCAAGUUUUUUAGCCGGGGUUCAUCGUGGCACAUAAGUGGAUUAAAAAACGAAAAAAAAAAAAAUACGCUAUGAUUUUGCUCCGAAUGUCUCUUCAUGUGUGUAUGUACAUAUUAGAUCGCGUGUGACGCGGUUCUUUCGUCCAAAUCCGUCGUUGCAAAACUUUAAACUUUUAUGAUGCAACGUCUCGGAUGCACGCUGACAUAAGAGUAACUGCAUCAAGCAAGGAAAUUGAUUUGGAUAAAUGUUUCGUGGAUUAAAUAAUUCUAUUUCCUGCUGAAUUCGUUUGAAUAGAAUGAUUUAGUAAAAUCAGAAUUUUUAUAUACUUGAAUGAGAUACGCAACGAGGAAAUUAUUUCAUUCUUGAAAACAUGAAGAGGAGUCAUUUAAUCUUAUUUCAUUCAUAAAAAUUAUAUCGAUUGUGCAAUAAUUGGCCCAUUCAGAAAUCAAAUUGAUAUCAACUCCGUAUUUGUGAAAAUUUCUUAAUUUUAAAAUCAUUAAAAAUAUGAAUGAUACACGUUUAAUUUUUCAAAGGUAAAUAAAUUAAAAUGAAUAAGAUUGGCCAACUUUUGUUUAUACAUGAUCCAAUCGAAUAACUUUGAUACGAUAAUUUAUCUUUUAGAAUCUAGGUACAUUUACAUUGUCUUCGAAAGUUCAAUGCAAAAUGUUUAAAUUCAUUUAAGGAUCAUCAUCCAGCCUUUAUUUUUAUAAUGAAAUAAUUAAAUAAUAUCUAUAUUUUCUUUAAACGAUAUUACAUCGAUCGAGAUAAUUCCUUCAGUUAUUCUAUUUGAUGAAAAUUAUAAAAAUAAAUUAUAGAAUCUUCAAAGAUUGAAAUGAUUCUUCUUCGAUGUAAACUCGAAAUCUAACUUAUACUGAUAUUUUGAUUGAAAUAAUUAUUUCAAUAACUAUAUAUUCAAUCAUUUAUUCAACAUAUGUGUACGAAACAUUCUUCCAUCGUUUUUAAAUAACAAACAUCUUUUUGAAACGCGAGCUUUCAACAAUUUGAAACGCGUCCUUCCCUGCAGCCAGAAUUCAAUUACUCCGUCACGCCACACAAAAGGCGAAGGAGUGGUCGCUUAAAAGGGAACACCGUUCGAAAUACCAGCUUCCGGUCUUGUUCCAUCAAAGCGAGAAAGAGAGAGAGAGAGAAAGAGUUCCACUUGUGUCAGCGUGCAUCCGCGAAACCGCCAAACCGAGCAGUAUUAAAUUCCUCAGCGAUAACGAGAUUCUAAAUACUUUAAAGUCGCUCAAGAAAAAAAGAAAAAAAAAAUGAAAGAACUGGAACGAAGCAGAAGGAAGAAGGGAUAAAGUAAAACGAAAUUGAAGCGAAACAAAAGAAUGAAAAGAGAAGGUAAAAAGAAAAAGAGAAAAGAAUGGUAUAACCCAGUACCUGCGUUGAGAAAGAAAAAUCGAAGCGUUGCUUCCCUUUGUGUUUUCUUUUCUCGUUGUACACUAUAUUUAUUUUCUCGUCUUGCAGACGCAACGUGGAUAAAAAUAACACGAAGAAACAAAAUGGCAAAGGAAGGGAUGGGAUUAUGAUAGGGGAUAGGAACGGAGGAUACGCGAGAUAUGGUCCCUGGCAGUUUUCCGGGCGGCCUCCAUUAUUAACGAUUAAUUACAUUUUUGUACCUAGCUGCUAGUUUUGUACUAGUUUUGUAACGUACCUCACCACCGGACGUGCUGUUAUUGCAUAUUUUAAGCGGUUGUUAAAAUGGAAGGUUGAUCGAUCACCCACAUGGAUGCCCGGCGUUCAUAACGUGGUUGUACACGAUCGAUGAUCGUAGCGAUGCUAAACCGGCACGGCCUCGUGUGAUAAACACGACAUUGAAAUUAUCGCGAAAAAUUUUCGUGGCUCAACGAUUUUGACAAGUUUUUUUUUCAAGCGUGGACCAUCCGAUCGAUGCAUUCCUUCGAAUGGAUUUAUCCAUUCUGAGUACAGGAAGGAAGAGAUUGAUGAAAAUUGUUUUCUCUCAUCGAAAAUCGUUUUUCGAAAUGUAAAUUAUAAUUUCUCUUUCGUUCGAAAUAAAUUGGAACAGGAUAUUUUAUCGAUCUAAUCGAUAUCGUGAUUAUCACAUCAGGCAUAUGGUUGUAAAGUACAAUAGCAAUCUCGAGGUUCCACCUGUAAGAUCGAGAGUACUUUAAAGAGUUAUUUCAGCGCUGCAAAUAAAACAUCUUUAAAAAUAAAAAUGAAAAAAAAGAUAAAAAAAGGAAAGUCUUGUUAAUCAAUAUCCAUAUAUUAUUACGAUAAUAUAUAUAUAUUAUCGUAAGUAACUAUGUUUAUCAAUACGAGAAAUGUUGUAUUUGAUCGCUGAAAUGCUCGAAUCGCGCGCAAGCAAUCAAAAAAAUGAAAAAAAAAAGAAAAAAACAGGAAUAUAAAACUCGCAAGAAGAUCGUUGUUAGGAUGCAAGCAUGCGUUUUAUUCACGCUUUACCUAUUGUCUAUCGCAAUGCUUAGAAUUAAGAUCGAAUCUCCAAACGCGGUGUACCAUCGAUACGCUCUGAAUAUACAAAGAUUAAAAAAAAAAAGAGAAAAAGAUCCCGAAAAUUCGUGCGUGGAUGUUUGACGAAGCGUUAAUCGCGUGCUUUCAUCCUGCAUGCGUUGAAAAACUUGCAAGAAAAGGGAACUCGGAUCAUGGUGGACUACGAUUCUUGGUUGUCCGAGCGAAAUGACGGGUGUACUAGAUACGAAAUUCGACGAUAACGGUACAAUAUUAACGAUUAUUGUCCUAGCGCAAUAGAAUAGUAAGAUGAUAUUCCAAUAAUAAACGGCGAGAUCGUAGAUAUCGCAAAUUUCACUCGA
Messenger RNA from Apis cerana (Asiatic honeybee), 10131 nucleotides. It is a transcript of the gene DopEcR, whose product is annotated as G-protein coupled receptor DopEcR. Lineage: Eukaryota; Metazoa; Arthropoda; Insecta; Hymenoptera; Apidae. Gene Ontology annotation, molecular function: G protein-coupled receptor activity. Gene Ontology annotation, cellular component: membrane. The record is from RefSeq and is a predicted model, not a curated record. Gene Ontology annotation, biological process: G protein-coupled receptor signaling pathway.